AUUCCCACUCAUAGCCGAGCAUUGUCAAUAAAUUAAACCUCAUAGAAGCCCUUGUGAUCAUGAGCACUGCACGGUUUCGCACUACCAUGACAUCGUUUCCCUAUCUCGCUCUUCUCUCUUCGUCCAAGAGCCCCGCGAGACACCAUUUUGCCUGGAAGAUUAAAUCUCUCGCGACCGCGUCGACCAAAUUCUCUGUAUCAUCUCUCACUUUGAACCAAUCGUUUCCUAAUCCUUACAAAACUAGCCUUCUUGGUGUAGCUUUUACCAGGCAAGAGACUUCCAAUUGGCGGCCAAAGCAUAGAAGCCUCCACAGGUCGCAGACGAAAUCUAAUCAACAGGUAGACUAUCAUAAUCAUAAUGGAAUGGACUACGUGGUAUCUGAUAACUUCCCGAAAUUUAGUGGAAGAGGUUCUCACGAAAUUACAAAUAGCAGUGAUUAUACACUUGAAAAUGGCAUCAUGUACACAGAUAUUAGAGCAGGCAAAGAUGAAAACCGUAUUGAAAUGGGUCGCAAGUUUGAUAUACACUAUAAACUCUUUGAUGAGGAAAAGAACAAAAUAUAUGGUAAAGAUAAAAAUGACAUCACCAUAGAGGACCUUGGUGCAGGAUUACGUGAAGGUAUUAAAGGCAUGAAGAGUGACGGAAGAAGACUAAUUAUUGUGCCUCCAGAUCUUGCCGAUCAUCAGCAUGAGAAGAAAAGGGAGUAUGCAAUUUACGAUGUGACAAUAACAAACAUUCAUCGUGAUCAUUGGUGGAAACAUGUUGUUUAAUCAGGAGGUGGUGACAGUACGACGAAUUACUAAAAUGAGUGUCUGAAUAACUUGCAUUUACAUUUGCAAGGUCUAUGCAGGUAUUAGGUCUAUCCAUGAUAUUAUGCGUCCUUUUUUUUCCUUCUUCUUUAUUAUGGUGCUUGUAUAAUUAAAUAAUUAUGUUACAUGUUAUCCAAAUAAAAGUCAGUCAGAUUGUCACCCUGUAACUUCUCUUCACCUGCAUUUAAAAUGUUAAUCUCUUCUUCUGCAUCA
Molecule: messenger RNA, 1022 nt
Organism: Ziziphus jujuba (common jujube)
Lineage: Eukaryota; Viridiplantae; Streptophyta; Magnoliopsida; Rosales; Rhamnaceae
Product: peptidyl-prolyl cis-trans isomerase FKBP16-4, chloroplastic
Exons: 7
Coding region: 60-770 (236 amino acids)
Molecular function (GO): peptidyl-prolyl cis-trans isomerase activity
Source: RefSeq, a predicted model, not a curated record